Plasmodium gallinaceum is the source of this 1707-nucleotide messenger RNA. Its product is annotated as conserved Plasmodium protein, unknown function. The transcript has 2 exons. The coding region runs from base 1 to 1707 and encodes 568 amino acids. The record is from RefSeq and is a predicted model, not a curated record. NCBI's taxonomy places the organism in Eukaryota, Apicomplexa, Aconoidasida, Haemosporida, Plasmodiidae. Gene Ontology annotation, molecular function: transcription coregulator activity; RNA polymerase binding. Gene Ontology annotation, cellular component: nucleus.
AUGGAGAGUAAAAUAGAAAAUGAAAAUAUGAAUAAGAAUAAAAAUUAUAAGAAUAUAAUUGAUAUUAAUAGAAGUAAAUAUGAUAACUUAUCAAAAGAAGAACAGGAAUAUUAUGUUGGUGUACCAUAUAGUUGGGAAUAUAUAGAAAAUAGUAAAAAUUGGUUUAUUAUAGAAACAAGUAAAAGUUAUAAAUUUUAUUUUAAUAAAAAAACAAAUGAGAAAACAUGGAAUUACCCUUUAGAAUUAGAAGAAAUAUUGAAAAAAGAAAAUAAAGAAAAGAAAAUUUAUAUCCAAGAAGAAAUUGAUAAUAAUAAUAAUAAUAAUAAUAAUAAUAAUAAUAAUAAUAAUAAUAAUAAUAAUAAUAAUAAUAAUAAUGAUAAUAAUGAUAAUAAUGAUAAUAAUAAUGAUAAUGUAAAAACAAAUAAUGAAAAUCAAAAUAUUGAAGUUACUUUGAAAGAGUAUAAAAAUCUUCUCAUAGAAAAAAAGUUAAGUGAAUUUUCGAAAUAUGAAAACGUAUUAGCAAAUAUUUUAUAUGAUAGUAGAUUUUUAAGUGUGCCAAAAGAUAUGAGAAAAGAAUAUUUUUAUAAAUUAAUAAAAGAAAUUCAUGAAGAUAAAAAGAUGGAAUUAAAGAUACUAACGGAAAAUUUUCAAAAUUUAUUAAAUAAAAAAGAAGAAUUUUUUUACACUUUCAAGGAAUCAGAUGCAAUUAAUUUUUUAAAAGAUAAAAGCGAGUAUAAAGGGAAUAAUUCUGAAUAUUGGAAAAAUAUUAGAAAUAAAUUGUUGAAAAAAUUUUUAGAAAAAAAAAAAAAAGAAAAAGAAAAAAGUGUAGAAAAGAAAUUUGAAAAAAUUUUAAAUGAUUAUUUAAAAGAUGAAAAUCCAAAAAGAUGGAUAAAGAUAAAAAAUAAUUUAAUAAAAAAGGAAAAAUAUGAAAUCCUUUCCCAUGAUAAAAAAAACAAAAUAUUUGAAAGUGUCAGUGAGAAACUUUUAAAUAAUAUAAAAGAUAAAAACAAAAGAAGAGAAGAUAGAAACUUAUAUUUAAAUAACAAAGGUCAAUCAGAAAAAAGUAAAGUAAAUAGAAACGAAAAAAAUAUUUUUUUAGGAAUAUUAUUUGAAAAAUUAAAAUUCCCUGUUAUAAAUGAUGAUAUUUUGAAAUAUGAUACUUGUAUUAAUAAAAAAAAAAGUUUUGAAGAAUUAUGCUCCAUUCCUGAUAAUAUAACCAUUAAUGAAGAAUAUAAAAAAUUAUCUUUAAGUGAUAAUGAAAAAUUUCAUAUAUACAGGGAAUUUAUAAAUAAUUAUAUAAAUAUAAAACUGAAAACUUUUGAUAAAUAUUUAGCUGAUUUAUCAAUUAAUUUUAUUAAUAAAUCUCUUGAUGAAAUAAUAAAAUUAAUUGAUAAAAAUAACAAAAUUUUUACAUCUUUAAAAUAUGAACAUUUAGAAAAAGUCUACUUGAAAUGGAAAUAUUAUAAAAUAAAAGAAGCAAAACAAAUAUUUAAAGAUUAUUUAAAAAAAUCAAAUUUUAUUAAAUAUAAUUCAGAUGAAGAAGAAAACUAUAAAAAAUUAAUCGAUAUUCUAUCACAAGAUAUAAGUUAUCAAAGAUUAGAAUGUGUUCAUGAAGAAAGAGAAAAAAUUAUAAAAGACAGAAUAAAUGAAUUAAAAAUAGAACAUGAGAAAAACAAAAAUUUAUCCGAAAGAUUGAAUUUUAGUUGA